Molecule: messenger RNA, 4431 nt
Organism: Zophobas morio
Lineage: Eukaryota; Metazoa; Arthropoda; Insecta; Coleoptera; Tenebrionidae
Product: chorion peroxidase-like
Exons: 8
Coding region: 810-4169 (1119 amino acids)
Biological process (GO): response to oxidative stress
Molecular function (GO): heme binding; peroxidase activity
Source: RefSeq, a predicted model, not a curated record
GCCGAUGACCAUCUAAUUGGGCUACUGGUUAUGCUUGAUGGGUGUACUGGGUCCCACAAAAAGCGCAUUGUUAGGAUUACGGUUUUUGGGCAAUGAACUGGUGACGUCAAUGAGUAAUAAUAAUUAGAGAGGAAGAGGUUUUUUGGCGUUCCACGCCGGCUAGGUUUAGGUACUGACAAAAAGCGCACCUGUGGACAGGUGGCUCAACCAGGAGCUGCUUUCUCGCAAAAACGCCGUUUCCAGAUCAGUACCCCAGCAGAUGGUGCCGAACUCGACGCACCUUGCGCCUGAACCUUUCACCUCUGUCCAGAAAAUAGAGAGUGCAGACAAAACCGAAGAAUUGAACCCGUAUACGAAAUAUCGCAGACUAGACGUCGUACGUACAGAGCGGUACCAGUUCAUUCAGUCAGUGUGUCGGUAGUACCCGCCUCAUUCUCAAUACUUGCUAUCCUGUCCCUGUUACACAUUUCGCUGCUGCUUUGGAUAUGAAGUUUGCUGUGUUAGUCGAGGAAGUUUCAACACACUGAGUACUGAUAAGCGCAAGUGUUCAAAACGCAAAUGAAGAUGCCCGAGAACUGUAAGUCAUGCACGCUGAGAGACGCGAACAAUAACACUUAUCCUGCCCCAAUAACAGCUGGAAUAGCAGAAAGGAACCAUCCGCAGGGAAACAAGCAGAGGAACAUACAAGUUACUGCCAAAGUCCUCUUCGGUUCGGUGCACGCUAUUAGCAGAUUGAAGCAGGAGGAGAAGGCGGCGAAGGAGAAUAAAAGAAUUUAAUAAUUGCGAAAUGGGCCGUGCUACUGCUGACGAUGACGAUGACAGACGACGGACUGACCGACGAAACUGACCCACUUUACUUGACCAAACUCGAAAAUGAAGAAAGUGACUAUUUGGAGUCUGCCGAUAAGGAAACGGAAAGUGUGCUGGAGGAGGGGCGGAAGAGGGAGCUGGACGACGCGGUGGAGCACGGGCUGAGGGCCAUGCAGGAGCUGCUGGAGGUGAAGGAGCCGAAGUGGUACCAGAUGGGGUUGUACUUGGACGCCGACGAGCCCGCCCGGCACGUAGCCAACUUCGGCGCCCCGAUCAAGAAAGCCCUCGAACUCUCAAAGUUCGGCUACGCCUCCGUCCAAGCGGCGAAAAAAAUCGCAGAAAGUUACCCUGAAAAUGUGAGCCGCCAGUCCAACGGGUUCUUCGACACCCGCCUCCUGCAGGAUGAGUGCCCGCUGCGCGGACUGCCGCGGUGCCCGGCCGCGUCGCGACGCUACCGGACGGCCGACGGGACGUGCAACAACUUCAACAAGCCCUGGAGGGGGUCGGCGUUGCUACCCAUGCAGAGGUUCCUGCCCCCGGCCUACGACGACGGGAUUCAAGAGGUGCGUCGCUCGGUUUUCAACACUGUUCUGCCGUCGGCUCGCGCCGUCAGCACCCGCGUCCACCGCGACAAGAACCACGAAAUUCCCACGGUCAAUCUCAUGUUCAUGCAAUGGGGCCAACUCGUGGACCACGACCUCAUUUCGACCGUAAAAUCCCGAAGCUUCAAUGGUUCGGUACCCAGAUGUUGCCACCGCGGCGGGCAAGCUUUCCUACCACCAGACCUCUUGCACCCUAGUUGUUUGCCCAUUGAGGUACCCCGGGAUGAUUGGUUCCUAGGACCUAUGGGCAUCCGCUGCAUCGAGUUCAUCCGAAGCGCCCCAUCCACAAGAAUCGACUGCGAUUUAGGGUACCGGGAACAAAUCAACCAAGCGACGAGUUUCCUAGAUGCUUCUACUAUCUAUGGGAGCGACGUGGAGACGUCGGACUCGAUGAGGUCGUUCCGGAACGGGAAGAUCCACUACGGGAGGGUACAAGGAAGAGAGCCUUUGCAACCACCCGACCCUCCAGGAGGGGAGUUGUGCAGAUCUGGGGCUCUCACGAGCGAUUGUCUGCAAGGGGGCGACGGGAGGUUGAGUGAGCAGCCGGGUUUAACAGCACUGCAUACCAUUUGGGUGAGGUACCACAACAAAGUGGCGACGGUUUUGAGCGAAGUUAACCGACACUGGAGUGACGAAAAAGUCUACCAAGAAACCAGACGGAUUGUCAUCGCACUAUUCCAACACAUCACCUAUCGAGAAUUCCUUCCAAUUGUUCUUGGGCAAGAAGUGAUGGAGUUGUUCGGGUUGACGUUGGAACGAAAAGGGUACUACUCAGGUUUUGAUAAACGAGUAAACCCGGCCAUUGCUAACUCGUUCGGUACUGCAGCCUUUCGCUUUGGACACAGUCUAGUCCAGAACUCGUACGUCAGGUUUGACACCCACCACCGACCCUUAUUCAACAAUGUUACCCUCCACGAAGAACAAGAAAACAUCGAAAACAUUUGGAGCUUCGGUUCUCUGGAUCGGAUUUUACUAGGUUUCUGCAACCAGCCGUCCCAACGUCGCGACGAAUUCGUCUGUGACGAACUCUCGAACCACUUGUUCCAGUCGAGGGGGUUCCCGUUCGGUAUGGACCUCACCGCGAUUAAUAUCCAGAGAGGGCGUGACCACGGCUUACCCUCCUACACUUCCUGGCGCAAACCCUGCGGCCUUUCCUCCAUCCAGUCCUGGCAAGACCUUGAACGAAUCAUGAACCCUGAGACCGUCCACCGCUUCCAGACUCUUUUCCAACACGUAGACGAUAUAGACUUGUUUUCGGGAGGGUUGGGCGAGAAGCCGGUGCGUGGUGGUCUCGUAGGUCCGACAUUCGCUUGUAUCAUCGCCCAGCAGUUCCUCAAUUUGCGCAAAGGUGACCGGUUUUGGUACGAAAACGGGGGUUUCGAGUCGAGUUUCACGCCAGCGCAGCUGCAGCAAGUCCGACACGUGACUUUCGCCCACGUGCUGUGCCAGACGUUGACGGAGAUCGAGACUAUCCAGCCCUUCGUGUUUUUGAUGGCUGAUGGGUUUAGGAACUCGAGGGUUUCGUGUGGGAGUAGUAUUGUUAAUAAUUUUGAUUUGUCGCCGUGGAUUGAGGAAGGGGGGAAUGAGAUUCGGGACGAGAUUGAGCGCAGCGGGAGGGAGAGGAAGAAGAAGCGGAAGGUGAAGCGUACGACUACUACGACCACGAGGAAGCCGAAGUUGAAGGUGAAGCCGGUGAAUGUUCAGGUUAAUGAGGUGGCGACGCACACGGUUAAAGUGCAAACUAAGCAGACUUAUAAUACGAAUAGUUACGUACCUGUUGACAUACCACAAAGACCGACUUUUGACAAUUACGACAAACGGACGACGAUACGAAAUGACGUGACUUACUUGUUUGGGUUGGUUUCUGAAACCACCACUCCUAUUCCUCCGCGGACUCCUAAACCCUUUGAAGUUAAUAUUAAGAUCCAGUACUACCCUCCUUCCACUUCUAGACCCUCCAGUACUAAAAAAAGACGGACCAGACGACCGACUGAGACGUACGACGCGACUAGACCUUACGACAUAACUACGCGACCGAACGUUUACAGCGACGACUUUUCUGUUUACAAACCGACUUACUUGGUACGACCUCCUGUUGACAAUUUUUACGGUAGUAGAUACGAAGACAGACCAGUUGCGACUUCGAAGAGACCUUACGUGUACAGACCAGACUCUAACAAUUACGUUUACUCGACUAAGACGACUCCGGACUAUCACGGUUUUAACAGACGACCUCAGUACGACCUAGACAGAGACGACAGCUACGACAAACUAUACAGUGACGUUUACUCUUCCAAUAACGCGAACUUUGACCACGACCAAGACAUGCCACGACCCAUUAAAGUCUACGCUAGUGGACACGUCGAGAAACUUUCGACUGACGAAGUAUAUGACAAAUUUGACUUUGUGACUAAAAACAGACAGACUCCGACUAAAUUCGUCAAGAUUUCGAGUGUUAAAGGGCACGAGUACUUAGAUCCGAGCGGGGCUACUGUGCAGCUGCAUGUGGCUCAAAGAGAAGGAGAUCUAGAGCUUGACGAAGACAGUACUGAAUAUGUUAGGUUUGUUGACAUCGACGUAGUUCCGGGGGAGACGAAAUGGUUGGUUUACAACGCGACUGACGAACUGAUGGAUCUGGUGGAGAUUCCUGACGUCAAUGUUAACAUUUCGUCUACGAACGAGCUGCCUAGACCUUUGAAUGGAAGUUUUCUUGCGAACUUUACGAUAGUACCUGAACGUAACGUGACAGUGACUUGAACGGACAUUUACGAGCGGAUUAGUACUCCGCGGUACGACGACUGACAAUACAUUGACUGACUUACUGACGAACUUCGACGGAACUUUUGACGAGUAGAAAAUCUUGAACUAAAAUUGUUUGAGACCGGCUAUAGUACUGCCAUACUGGGUGAUAUGUAUUAUGUAUCUUUCUUAGACGUUUUAUUUAUUGAUUGAUAAUCUAUAUUAUUUAUUGUUGUUUCAAUAUUUAAAUUUUGGUAUAAUAAAGUUAAUUUACUCUAAA